UGGCGUCUGAAGGAGUAGUAAUUGUAAGUUCGGUUACAAGACUACACAGCCAUUCGUUUUUGUGGAUAAGAUAUUUCUAAUCACUAAAAUCAACACACACGCACCAAAAAAAUCCUUAAAGCAAAACACACAUUUCACAGUAAAGAUAUGAGAACUCUUACCAUUCUCCAACAGAUAGCACCAUCCCACAUUACGAGACCAAGCCCAUGGCCACAGAUCCACCGACUCCUCCUCACUAAUCGCCCCGAGACGCCGUUCCCGUCGGCGCGGAAGUGGCAGCUCCAGAGCGGCGCAAAAGGCUUCACCAGCAUACCAAAUGGCGGCGAAUCCGUCUCGAGAAAGGGCGAGAAUAGCGGCGGCGGAGACGACGACGACGAGGAUAAGAUAUCGGAUGCGGUGUGGGAGAGGAUGAUCAAGAGAAUUUUGUCCUCCGUCGGGGUGCCUUUAGCGAUUGGAUUCGCCCUGCUGAAAGGCUUCGAUGUGGUGAUAGAGAAUGGGUCGUGGAACGUGCCGAAAUGGCUGCCAUUUGUGACUACUUUUUUUACAUUCGGAGCUUCAGCGCUUGGAAUUGCUUACGGCAGUCUGUCGACGAGCUUGAACGAGGCGGAGGAGGGAUCGUUGCUAGGGUUUGAACAGCUGCAGAAGAAUUGGGUUGAGAUGUGGAAGGAAGCAGACGCUGCUUGAUCUCAGGGUAUCCGCAAUAGGGGAGGACACUUCCCCUUCCCUGGGCAAGUCGAUUUUUUUUUCCUGAGCCACUUCUAACUUGUGACACAAAAAAAUCACAUGAACAGUGGCAUUUUUUUUGUCACAUUUCAAUUUAUAUCUUUUAUAUAUUUUAAUUCAAUUAUAAUUAAAAUUA
Messenger RNA from Salvia splendens (bonfire salvia), 859 nucleotides. Its product is annotated as transmembrane protein, putative (DUF3464). The transcript has a single exon. The coding region runs from base 148 to 684 and encodes 178 amino acids. The record is from RefSeq and is a predicted model, not a curated record. Lineage: Eukaryota; Viridiplantae; Streptophyta; Magnoliopsida; Lamiales; Lamiaceae.